Messenger RNA from Folsomia candida, 2470 nucleotides. RefSeq names its product zinc finger protein 62 homolog. The record is from RefSeq and is a predicted model, not a curated record. Gene Ontology annotation, cellular component: nucleus. The coding region runs from base 269 to 2317 and encodes 682 amino acids. Gene Ontology annotation, biological process: regulation of transcription by RNA polymerase II. The transcript has 4 exons. Gene Ontology annotation, molecular function: RNA polymerase II transcription regulatory region sequence-specific DNA binding; DNA-binding transcription factor activity, RNA polymerase II-specific. NCBI's taxonomy places the organism in Eukaryota, Metazoa, Arthropoda, Collembola, Entomobryomorpha, Isotomidae.
ACUACCUGACUAAAUGAGUCUUAUUUCUUCAUCCUGCAAAAAAAUAUUAAAUUAUUUUUGUGAGUAGAUACAUAUUGCUAGAAAUCUAAAUUCAAUCAAGUUUUCAAAUAAUACUCAUCAUUAUUCGCACUUCACAUGCGUACAUUUAUGUAAAUAUGCACUGUUUGCAUAAUAAUUAAAUAUUAGUACAAAUUUUAAAUUUUAAUUUAAUCUCCUACAUUAUUUAUAGAUUCGUAUCUAAAAUAUCAGCCACAUCUAAAAGUACAACAUGGUUGUGCCGUCCACCAAUCCCAAAAAGUACUCGUGCCAAAAUUGCACUACCAAAUUCGUGUCUGCGAAGUCACUAAAGAGCCACGUGGCAACUGUCCACUCCGACGAUAAGCCGUUCGCCUGUGACACAUGCAGCUAUCGAAGUAAGGCGAAGGGAACUUUGAAAAUGCAUAAACACCUGGUGCACACAAACGUGCGUGACUUUGUGUGUGAUAAGUGUGGUGAAGAUAAGCGUUUUAAAACCAGCCAAGCGUUAAAGCUACACAUCAAACACCGACAUACAAAAAGGGAACGAAAUUUAAGAUGUGACCAGUGCGAUGCGUCAUUUCAAGAAGGUUCUCGCCUUAAAGCUCACACUAUCCGAGUUCACUCCAAAAUAGUCUCCACCCACCCAUGUGAACUAUGCGGGAAAGCUUUUAAAUCCAUCCGCUACAAGAAUGAUCAUCUACUUAAUCACCUCGGCGAAUUGAAAAAAUUCCCUUGCAGCCAUCCAGGCUGCCAACAUAAAGCAAGCACUCUACAGAAUUUCCGUCGCCAUGCACAAUCUCACCUUGCCCCCUCCGACUGCGACAAGUUUCCUUGUCCCCAUUGCGACAAAGUGUUCCUUGUCCAGGUCAGCUUAAAAUCUCAUUUGGAAAUGCACAAGAACGGGUCCCGAUUUAAAUGUGACGUUCCCGCCAGUGGGGUCACCCUCUCGACGCGGGCUUUAUUAAAAUUGCAUGCCCGCACCCAUACCAAUGAAUGGCCCCACGCAUGCCCCCACUGUUCCAGCACUUUCUUGCAAGCGAGCAAUAUGAGACGACACAUUCGUACUCAGCACAUGGAUGACUCAGUAUCCCGCGUCUUCGAGUGCCCCUUGUGUCCUGCCAAGUUUAAAACUGUGGGAGACCGAAACCGUCAUGAAAAGACGAACCUGGAUGAAUCCAAAUGGAAAAACCUCGCGUGUUCCCAUUGUCCAGAAACGUUCAUGCAUUCUGUCACGUUAAAAAGCCAUGUGCAACGAUUUCACACUUUGCUGCAGGAUCGAGACCGUUUUACAUGCACAUUUUCAAGUUGUAGCGCCACCUUUGGAACCGAACAGGGGAUGCGAGUCCAUUUCAGGGUGAGGCAUACGACACGCGAGAGGAAAUUUAAGUGUUACUUCUGCCCAAAAGACUUUGUUUCUUGGCAAUAUUUGGCUCGUCAUGUGCGAGUGCAUACGAACGAGAAGCCAUACAGUUGUUCGCAAUACACCGAGACGUUCAAAAGUACUGGAUUAAGGUAUCAGCAUUUGAUGAAUCAUCACAUCACGCGGAAAAGUUUGCAGUGUCCUCACUGUGAGGACACAUAUCUGACAAAGACAACCUUGGAGACGCACAUUACUCAAACUCACGAUCCUGAUUCAUUCCGGUGUGGCUUAUGCAAGCUUCGUCUAUCGUCACAGAAAAUGUUGCAAAAUCACAUCCGGGCCGAACACACGAAUGAGAAACCGUACCCUUGUAAAAUUUGCGGAGUGGAAACUGCAUCCUACAAAUUGCUAAGGACCCACGUGGUACAUCAUCACAAAGAAACACUGCCCCACUUUAAGUGCGGAAAAUGUGAGCAAACCUCAAUUUCUCGGGCUCACAUCAAAAACCAUGAGGAAACGCAUAACCCUGAUCGGACUAGAUAUUCCUGUUCCACGUGUGGAGCAACAUACGCAAAAAUAUAUUCCUUAAGGGAUCACGUGAACGCCGUUCAUGCAAAUGUUUAUAAGUAUGCGUGCUAUUUUUGCUAUCGAUUUAGUGACGGCCUUCAGACCCACGUGAGAAAAAUGCAUACCAAGGAAAUUCCGUAUCGGUGUAAGUUAUGCAAUUUCAAGUCUGUUAAUCACACCUCGUUAAUCGGACAUGUGCGAUUUGUUCACUGUGAAGCAACCAGUUGCUACUUUUGUGGAAAAAUGUGCUGUGAUAUGCAAACUCAUUUGACCAUUCACACGAAAGAGUUGCAUUUUGGGUGCAAACUUUGUCAUAACUCGUUCAGGUUAAGAGGAGAUUUGUGUGUUCAUAAGAGAAAGUGUCACUUGUAGUGUGACCUAAGUAAUUUUUAAUUCUAGCAAUGAAUAUUUACGAAAUCGAUUUAAGAUCACUUUAAUUUAAAUUUUUGUUAUAUGCUUUAGUAGUGUGUUUAAGGGUAGGAUGACGAACUUAGCAACAAACUUUUACCCCAACUUCCCACCUGA